Balearica regulorum gibbericeps (East African grey crowned-crane) is the source of this 877-nucleotide messenger RNA. It is a transcript of the gene AAR2, whose product is annotated as AAR2 splicing factor. NCBI's taxonomy places the organism in Eukaryota, Metazoa, Chordata, Aves, Gruiformes, Gruidae. The record is from RefSeq and is a predicted model, not a curated record. Gene Ontology annotation, biological process: spliceosomal tri-snRNP complex assembly.
CGGCACACCAGGGACCGGGCGGAGCAGCGCUUGCCGCCCUUCGGCGCCGAGUGCCGGAGCUACGCGGAGGGCAUGGCCCGGCUGCCCCGCAUGAAGCCGAAAGCCGGCACCGAGAUCAGGUUCACGGAGCUGCCGAAGCAGAUGUACCCCAGCGGUGCUACUCCGGAGGAGAUAACCAGGCACAGCAUGGACCUCAGCUACGCUCUGGAGAAGGUGAUCAGCCAGCGAUACGCCAGUCAGCCUCUGGAUCUGCUUGCUGAGUUGCAGUUUGCUUUCAUCUGCUUCCUGAUCGGGAACGUCUAUGAUGCAUUUGAGCACUGGAAAAGACUCUUAAACAUCCUGUGCCGAUCCGAAGAUGCCAUCGGGAAGUAUCAAGACCUUUAUAUCAAUCUCAUUUCUGUGCUGUAUCACCAGCUCAGUGAAAUCCCAGCUGAUUUUUUCGUGGACAUUGUCUCCCAGGACAACUUUUUAACCAGCACCCUACAGGUGUUUUUUUCCUGCACAUGCAAUGCUGCUGUUGAUGGGACCCUAAGGAAAAAGGCUGAAAAAUUCAAGGCUCACCUAACGAAGAAAUUUAAAUGGGACUUUGAGGCAGAGCCUGAUGACUGCGCUCCUGUAGUGGUAGAACUUCCUGAGGGUUUCUGUGAGGAGAGCAUCACUGGCAGGAGCACAGCCUUCCUCCUGUGUUUUAAAACAAACUUUACCAUUAAAAUUUGUCUGGAUCGAGAAAGCUGCUCCUUUGCAGAGAAGGGGUUGUCAGUGAAGGAGAAGGACCUCUGGGUGGCUCCAUCUUCACAGUUAGUGGAGGUGAAGGAGGAGCUGGGGAACAAGAUCUCCUGCUCAGCUGCUGCCUGCCAACUGCUGUUCACCAACAGAC